AUGGCGGCAGCAAUUUCUUCCUUCUUCAGACAGUCAGCCUGGAUCCCGACACCCGAGCUAACCGAAAAGAACCUCCCCAACCAAGCUGGACGCGUGUUCAUCGUUACCGGCGGCUAUGCAGGAAUCGGCUACGAACUCAGCAAGAUUUUGUAUCAGCACGACGCCACCGUAUAUAUUGCUGGACGCUCAGAAGAGAAGGGAAACAAAGCUAUUUCUGAGAUCCGUGAAGCUGUGUCCAGCUCGAAGGGAAAGCUCGAGUUUAUGCAUAUCGACUUGGCUGACUUGACCACCAUCAAGCCUGGUGUUGAGAAAUUUUUGGCAAAGGAGUCUCGUCUGGAUGUUUUGACCAACAAUGCUGGCGUACGCUCGAAGACAGCCCAAGACUAUGAGCUCCAGAUGGGCACGAAUGUGCUUGGUUCUUUCUUGCUCACUAAGCUUUUGCUGCCCGUCAUCGAGAAGACCGCUGCCUCUUCGCCUGCGGGAUCCACUCGCGUCACUUUUGCCGGCUCUCUUGCCGUCGACCUCAUGUCCCCUACCGGCGGUGUAGCUUGGACUGACGGCGAACCCACCGUCCACAACUCGCAGCAAGCCAACUACGGUCAAUCCAAAGCCGGCAAUGCCCUGCUCGCCAGCGCUCUGCGCCGUCGAUGCGAAAAACUCGGCGUCAUCUCCAACGCUUGGAAUCCUGGAAACCUCAAGUCCGAGUUGCAGAGACACACGCCCAGCGUGCAAGCCAUGUUCAUCAACAUGAUUGUGUACCCAGUUCAGCUUGGCGCUUACACCGAGUUGUUUGCCGGCUGGGGCGAGGAAGCUGGUCGUCCUGAGAAUGCUGGCAAGUUUAUCAUUCCGUGGGGUCGUUUUGGUCCUGUGCGUGGGGAUGUUGCUGAGGCGAUGGAGAACGGGGGUGACGAGAAGCUGUGGGAAUGGUGUGAGAAGGCUUCUGCACAGUAUGCUUGA
Messenger RNA from Aureobasidium uvarum, 957 nucleotides. NCBI's taxonomy places the organism in Eukaryota, Fungi, Ascomycota, Dothideomycetes, Dothideales, Saccotheciaceae. The record is from the annotation of a GenBank genome assembly.